AGAGAACAUCCUGUCAUGACCAAACUCAGACUGAAAACCCUUGAGGACCCAUGGAGCAUCAUGCUGGUUGCUAGUGAACAAGCACAACUGAUGGCAAAUCUGGCCAAACUGAUCAAUGCCAGCAAAACCAUUGAAAUUGGGAUGUACACAGGGUACAACACCCUGAACAUGGCGUUGGUUGUACCAGAGAGUGGUCAAGUGGUAGCAUGUGAAAUAGACGACGAAUACGUGAACAUUGCUGAACCUUUCUUUAAAGAGGUCAACAGAUCAAUCAGAUCAACAUUCCGCUAG
Molecule: messenger RNA, 291 nt
Organism: Oncorhynchus tshawytscha (Chinook salmon)
Lineage: Eukaryota; Metazoa; Chordata; Actinopteri; Salmoniformes; Salmonidae
Product: catechol O-methyltransferase domain-containing protein 1-like
Exons: 3
Coding region: 16-291 (91 amino acids)
Molecular function (GO): S-adenosylmethionine-dependent methyltransferase activity; O-methyltransferase activity
Source: RefSeq, a predicted model, not a curated record